Odobenus rosmarus divergens (Pacific walrus) is the source of this 3063-nucleotide messenger RNA. RefSeq names its product DnaJ (Hsp40) homolog, subfamily C, member 14 (gene DNAJC14). The transcript has 7 exons. Bases 177 to 2291 code for a protein of 704 amino acids. NCBI's taxonomy places the organism in Eukaryota, Metazoa, Chordata, Mammalia, Carnivora, Odobenidae. Gene Ontology annotation, molecular function: dopamine receptor binding. The record is from RefSeq and is a predicted model, not a curated record.
CGGGGACGGAAGGCGGAAGCAGAGCGUGAGCGGGAGGCGGAGCCGGGGGAGCUGCUCUCGUAGCUCCCCCUGGCCCUAGGCCCAGCUGCUCGAGGGGGAGGAGUUACCGCCGCUCUUCGGGCAUCAGAACUUAUCAUGAUGGCUGUGACCUAAAAUCCUCAGGAAGCCCCGGGGUCAUGGCCCAGAAGCACCCCGGAGAAAGAGGGUUGUGUGGAGCCCACCACAGUGGUGGUGCCUCCUUCAGGACUUUAGGAUCCUCUGUGGACCCUGAAAUACUUUCAUUCUCAGGACUCAGGGACUCAGCGGGGCCUGCUCCUAAUGGUACCCGCUGCCUCACAGAGCACUCUAGUCCUAAGUACACACAGCCCCCAAACCCAGCCCACUGGUCGGAUCCAAGCCAUGGCCCCCCAAGGGGUCCAGGACCCCCUAGGGAUGGAGAGGACCCUGACCAGAGUGAGGCAUCUUCAGAAGAAGAGUCAGGAGUGGACCAGGAACUCUCAAGAGAGAAUGAGGCUGGGUACCAGGAGGAUGGGAACCCUUCUUUUCUUUCCAUUCCAUCUGCUUGCAACUGCCAGGGAACCCCUGGAAUCACUGAAGGGCCUUACUCUGAGGGAGGAGAUAGCUCUUCUAGCAACUUUUGCCACCAUUGUACCUCUCCAGUUUUGGGGGAAGAUGAAGAGUUGGAAGAGGAAUAUGAUGAUGAGGAACCUCUUAAGUUCCCCAGUAAUUUUUCACGUGUGCCCAGUGCGAAGAAACCGCCACCCCGGCGACAGCGGCACCGCGUCCCGGCCAAGGAGGAUACUCGGGAGGGUGGACGCAGAGAUCCCAGGUCCCCUGGCCGACAUCGGUUGGGCCGGAAAAGAAGUCAGGCAGAUAAGCGCAGAGGCCUGGGAUUAUGGGGAGCAGAGGAACUGUGUCAGCUUGGACAGGCAGGCUUCUGGGGGCUGAUUGAACUGCUGGUAUUGGUGGGAGAGUACGUGGAAACUUGUGGCCAUCUCAUCUAUGCAUGCAGGCAGCUGAAAGGCAGCGAUCUGGACCUUUUUCGAGUCUGGCUGGUAGUCUGGGCAGGGCGGCUGGGGGGCUGGGCCCAGGUGAUGUUCCAGUUUCUGAGCCAAGGAUGUUACUAUGGGGCAGGGCUGUUCACCCGUUUUCUUAGGCUACUGGGUGCUUUGCUGCUUCUGGCUCUGGCCCUCUUGUUGGGCUGUCUACAGUGGGGCUGGCGGUUUCUGGUGGGACUGGGUGACUGGUUAGGCUGGAGGGGUAAAGCCACUUGGCUCUUUUCUUGGCUGGAUUUUCCCACCUUGCAGCGUUGCCUGAUUCUGCUGAGAGAUAGCAGGCCAUGGCAGCAGUUGGUAAAAAUGUUUCAGUGGGGUUGGCUGGAGUUGCCUUGGGUCAAGCCAAGGACUAAUAGGCAGGGGAAUGCACCUGUAGCAGGUGGUCGCUACUGCCAGCCUGAGGAAGAAGUGGCUCGACUCUUGACCAUGGCUGGGGUUCCUGAGGAUGAGCUAAACCCUUUCCAUGUGUUGGGGGUUGAAGCCACAGCAUCAGAUGUUGAACUGAAGAAGGCCUAUAGGCAGCUGGCAGUGAUGGUUCAUCCUGACAAAAAUCAUCAUCCCCGGGCAGAGGAGGCCUUCAAGGUUUUGCGGGCAGCUUGGGACAUUGUCAGCAACCCUGAAAGGCGGAAGGAAUAUGAAAUGAAACGAAUGGCAGAGAAUGAGCUGAGCCGUUCAGUGAAUGAGUUUCUGUCCAAGCUGCAGGAUGACCUCAAAGAGGCAAUGAAUACUAUGAUGUGCAGCCGAUGCCAGGGAAAGCAUAGGAGGUUUGAAAUGGACCGGGAACCUAAGAGUGCCAGAUACUGUGCUGAGUGUAAGAGGCUGCAUCCUGCUGAGGAAGGAGACUUUUGGGCAGAGUCAAGCAUGUUGGGCCUCAAGAUCACCUAUUUUGCACUGAUGGAUGGAAAGGUGUAUGACAUCACAGAGUGGGCUGGAUGCCAGCGUGUGGGAAUCUCCCCAGAUACCCACAGAGUCCCCUAUCACAUCUCAUUUGGUUCUCGGAUUCCAGGCACCAGUGGGCGGCAGAGAGCAACCCCAGAUGCCCCUCCUGCUGACCUUCAGGAUUUCUUGAGCCGGAUCUUUCAAGUACCCCCAGGCCAGAUGUCCAAUGGGAACUUCUUUGCAGCUCCUCAGCCUGGCCCUGGGGCCACUGCAGCCUCUAAGCCCAACAGCACAGUACCCAAGGGAGAAGCCAAACCGAAGCGGCGGAAGAAAGUGAGGAGGCCCUUCCAACGUUGACACCCCUUCUCUUCUUUCCUCAGAUCAAUGUCAGGGAGUCAAAAGGGCUGUGUAUAGCACAGGAUGGAGUUUUGACUUGUUUAUUUUUAAAUAUUUAAAAAAGGGAAAAUUUUAAGCCCAAAUUGUUCACUCAGUACUUGUAGGAAGCCCCGGAACCACUCUCCCUCCUCCACCAGCACCUAGGAACUGAAUCUUGUCUUCUGACAAUACCAAAGAAAUAGGGGGUGGCUAGAGCAAAGAACCUAGAGCCCGGACCUGGGCUGGACAAUAUCUCCCAUGGUAGUGUGUGAACUGGUAUUUCCCUGGGGUCUGUAUGCCUUUGUCUUUUGCUUCUAGAGCAGAUGACACUUUCCCCCCCUCUUUUUAAACUAUGAGUCUAUCUUAUAAUUUCUUGACCCAUUUCAGGAGGGAGCCCCCUCCUUUACCCCAACAUACUAGUUAAAAGAGAACAAGAAAGCAUGUAGCCCUAAUUAUAGGAGAUUAUACAUAGAGUUCAGAGAGUGGGAACUUUAAAUUUUUCCUCUGACAUUCACCUUGUGGGUAAUCACCCAACUUCAUGCUUGUUGCUGCAGGGAUGGCCAAAACUAAUAAUUUUUAAAAAAGCAGACUCAUGCCCUCUGCCCUUGGGUGAGGGGGAAGGAUAAAGGGGCUCCCAGAAGCCCCCUUAUGAUCCAAGGGUUUGUAUUUUUUUAAGUUUGUUCAUAUUUGUAUGUACAUAUCUAUUUAAAGCCAGGGGAUUAUCUUUCUAUAAAUAUAUAACUGGCAACCUGUA